Molecule: messenger RNA, 2780 nt
Organism: Annulohypoxylon maeteangense
Lineage: Eukaryota; Fungi; Ascomycota; Sordariomycetes; Xylariales; Hypoxylaceae
Product: OPT-domain-containing protein
Exons: 7
Coding region: 118-2691 (857 amino acids)
Biological process (GO): transmembrane transport
Molecular function (GO): oligopeptide transmembrane transporter activity
Source: RefSeq, a predicted model, not a curated record
UUAUCCCGUACGGCCGACUUUCUAUGAGCAUCUAAUUCUAUGCCAGGCGCAGGGCAACCUACUUACUUCCACCGUACACCAUACAGGGAGAUAUUUUAAUACAGGCAACAGAUCAGCAUGGCUCAGGAUAUUGAGACUAAAGGGACAAUCACCUCCCAGGGGGUGGACGAGAAGGCGGACUCGGAUGGUUAUAACAACAGCGACGUUGAGCUAUCGGCCAAUACUCAGGUAGAAACAGAUCUGAAUGUUACAGAGAACGAUCUCGCCGAAGCUAAGGGGUUAGCUGACCGACUCACCUUGGAAGAAAUCCGACCUAUGAUGGAGAGGGUGCUGAUAAUCCAUGAAAAUGACCCGAAUUUCCCCUUUAGCAUUAUCCAACGCAUCAAGGCGUUCCUUGGAAAUGCGGAUAUCUUCGAGAAUCCUGAGAAGCACGCCGUCUUGGUCGAGGAGAUGAAGCUCGAGGCUGCUCUCAUCACCGUUAAUAGUCCUUAUGCCGAAGUGCGUGCAGUUGUCGACAAUCACGACGAUGUCAACAUACCCUGCGGAACCAUCCGAGCUUGGAUAAUCGGCUUGGGGUUCUCGGUGCUUCUCGCUUUCAUCAAUCAACUCUUCUCCAUUCGCCAGCCAACGAUUACUGUCCAAGCGAACGUUGCUCAGCUGUUGGCGUUCCCCAUUGGAAAGGCCUUCGAAAGACUACUUCCGGACGCCGGCAUCACCCUCUGGGGCACGAGGCAUAGCUUAAACCCAGGUCCCUUUUCCAGGAAGGAACAUAUGCUCAUCACGAUAAUGGCGAACGUGUCGUGGAAUUAUCCCUAUACUAACAAUAUCAUUUGGGUUCAAUACUUGCCGGCAUACUUUAAUCAGAGCUACGCUGGCCAGUUCUCGUACCAGAUACUUAUCGCGCUUUCAACCAACUAUAUAGGCUACGGGAUGGCUGGUAUAAUCCGGCGGUUCUUGGUUUACCCGUCGUAUUGUGUGUGGCCUUCGUCCCUGGUGACGAUUGCCCUCAACGCGGCUUUUCACAACGAUAAAAAUGCACCUGUAGAGAGCCCGUUUGGCAAGAUCUUCACCAUCUCCCGCAUCAGAUUCUUCGGCUUAACGUUCGUCGCCAUGUUCGUUUACUUCUGGUUUCCCAAUUAUAUAUUUACCGCCCUGAGCGUGUUCAGCUGGCUUACGUGGAUCUCGCCGAAUAACGUGAAUCUCUCCGCCAUCACGGGCUUUUACAACGGCCUGGGGGUGAACCCCUGGCCAACUUGGGAUUGGAACACUCUUCUUUUCGAUCAAACGGAUCCCUUGAUGAUACCAUUCUUCUCGACCCUGAACAAGUUCGUUGGCGCAGCCAUGGCAUGCUGCGUUAUUGCUGCGUUGUGGUAUACGAAUACUUAUAACACCGGAUACCUACCGAUUAACUCAAACCGUGUCUUUGACAACACUGGCGCACUUUAUAACGUUUCCAACGCUGUGGAUGAUCGUGGAUUAUUCGACGCCGCCAAGUACGAGGCAUAUUCGUUCCCCUUCCUUUCAGCUGGUAGUGUCAACAUAUACUUAUUCUUCUUUGCUAUAUAUUCGUCUAUCAUAUCGUAUGCGUAUCUCUACCAUCGCCACGAAAUCAAGAUGGGCUUCGUAAACUUGGUUAACAGCUUUCGCAAGAAUAAACGUGGCUCGGUCAACGAAUACCAGGACGUCCACACCAGGCUCAUGUCGAAAUAUUCCGAGGUUCCCGAGUGGUGGUAUACCAUCAUACUUGCGGUCGCGAUCGCCCUCGGAUGCGUAGGGAUCGCGCACUGGGAGACCUAUACGAGUCCUGGUGUCGUGUUCUACGGACUUGCACUCUGCGCCCUUUUUGUUAUCCCUAUUGGCAUCGUCAAAGCUAUAACUGGAAUUGAAGUUACUCUGAAUGUACUCGCCGAAUUCAUCGGAGGAUCCUUCGUAGCAGGAAACGCUUUGGCAAUGAAUUAUUUCAAGUCGUUCGGUUAUGUCACUUGCGCCCAUGCGCUUUUAUUCUCUCAAGACCUGAAGCUUGCUCAUUAUGUCAAGAUCCCGCCUCGGCAGACCUUCGCAGCUCAGAUGAUGGGCACCUUGGUUUCCACUUUCGUCAGCGUGGGUGUGCUAAACUUCCAGAUUAAUAAGAUUCCUAACGUCUGCACGGUCAACGCUCCUAACCGAUUUACCUGCCCUGGAAUUAACACAUUUUUUACGGCCAGUGUCCUUUGGGGGACCGUAGGCCCUAUCAAGGUUUUCGGUCGAGGAGGAAUGUACACUUGGCUAUUAGCCGGCUUCCCCAUUGGCUUUGUCGUCCCGAUACUCGUUUAUUACAUGAACAAGAGGUUCAAGAAGACCUGGAUGAGACAGAUACACCCAGUUGCCAUCUUCUACGGUAGUCUUUCGCUGGCUCCGUACAACUUGUCCUAUAUCUGGCCAGCUGUGCCUAUUGCCUGGUUCUCCUGGGUUUACCUAAAGCAGCGUUAUCUCGGGUUCUGGUCCAAGUACAAUUUUGUGUUGUCCGCCUCUUUCAGCAGCGCUAUCGCUGUCUCUGCCAUCAUCAUAUUCUUUUCUCUUCAAUGGACGGAGAUUGAGCUGAAAUGGUGGGGCAAUUCUGUCACGUCUCAGGGAUGUGAGCAGAGCGCCUGCACGUUGUACGAACUUGGUGAGGGUGAGUACUUUGGUCCACGCAUAGGGGAAUUCCACUAGGAGUUCAUCAUACCAACAUUUUGGGAGCACAAGGGAACGUGUUAAACUCAUAGUGAUUAUGUUAUAUAUUACAAUUCUGCCGUUGAAGU